This is a messenger RNA of Enterobius vermicularis (human pinworm), 555 nucleotides long. NCBI's taxonomy places the organism in Eukaryota, Metazoa, Nematoda, Chromadorea, Rhabditida, Oxyuridae. The record is from the annotation of a GenBank genome assembly.
AUGGGACCUCGUCUUACACCUAUAAACAUCAUUGUUGCGAUGGAUAGCCGAGGAGGGAUAGGUAAAAACGGGAAAUUACCUUGGAAACUACCAAAAGAUAUGGCAUAUUUCCACAAACUUACCACAACGACAGUGGAUCCUAAAAAAAUCAAUGCUGUUUUGAUGGGACGAAAGAAUUGGGAAAGUAUUCCAUCAAAGUUUCGUCCGUUAAAAGGCCGUAUCAACGUUGUGCUUAGUCGAAAGUUGCAAGAUGUAGCUGAGGAAAAUGUUAUUGUUGCAAGAAGCUAUGAAGAUGCACUGGAAAAACUGGAUAAAAUGGGAGAUAAAUUGGAAAUAAUUUGGAAUAUAGGCGGUCAUGACGUGUAUAAGUUGGGUCUAGAAUCACCUCGCCUGGAAAAGCUUUUCAUCACCUUUGUUGAGGGAGAUUUUGGAGCGGAUGUUUUCUUUCCCUCGCUUGACUUCGCAAAGUUCCGUAAAGAAGAGGAAAAUCCACCACUGGAAGUUGAAAACGGCAUUAGUUAUCGUUUCGAGAGGUUCAUCCGGGUGAAAUCGUAG